Molecule: messenger RNA, 15761 nt
Organism: Branchiostoma belcheri (Belcher's lancelet)
Lineage: Eukaryota; Metazoa; Chordata; Leptocardii; Amphioxiformes; Branchiostomatidae
Product: protocadherin Fat 1-like
Exons: 27
Coding region: 336-14360 (4674 amino acids)
Biological process (GO): homophilic cell-cell adhesion
Cellular component (GO): plasma membrane
Molecular function (GO): calcium ion binding
Source: RefSeq, a predicted model, not a curated record
AACUCCCCCCCAAAACCCCCUUUCCUCAGAUUUCAGUCACAAAAUUGGAAAUACGCACAUUAUUCUGAACAUAACGUGAUCUUUAUUUGGGCAUUUUUGGUGUUUUGGAGAUUAGGACUGGUCAGUUUGGUACUUUUGAGUGACGCGAAGUAGUGCGGAGCGGAUGUAGAUCCCCGUUGUUUGUCAAGCAGGCCCAGGGGACGGAUUUUCCAGCAUGGCGAGACCGAGAAGAACACGUCUUGAGCCGCCGCAAGAGUACAGGGCCCGUAUUUCCCGAUCGGGAUGAAUCCAGAUUUUACAGAGUGCUGUAGCUGGGCCAGACUAAACAACUCAGGAUGGAGGGGAACACAGGAGUACUGAGAAUAUGUGCCAUAGUUUUCGUCACCGUGCUGUGCAGACCAGCAGUCUGUCAGCGGACGCAAUCUCCAGUGGGAGACUUCCGAUUCACACGGAAGGAGUACAAUGCCACGAUCAUGGAGAACUCACAGGCAAAGACCUACGUAAAGAGCCGUCAGAAAAUGGGAAUCUACAUCACUUCAGAUCUGUCGGCCAGCGUCAAGUAUUCCAUUGUUGAUGGAGACCCACUCCAGUUGUUCAAGGCAGAGCAGCAUCUAGUGGGGGAUUUUUACUUUCUCAGAAUAAGGACCAAAGGGGGUAACACAUACGUACUUAACAGAGAGGUCACAGAUAGUUAUAAGCUCCGUGUCAAAGCGGAAGUAAGGAAAAGCGACAGUAGGAAACUAGAGUUCUGGGCGGACGUAUUUCUAGCAGUACAAGAUAUGAACGACCUAAGACCACUGUUUUCACCAACAUCCUACUACAUCUCGGUUAGUGAAGAUACCCCAAUCCGAUCCAGCAUCGCUCAGGUAACGGCCACGGAUGCGGACAUCGGCACCAACGGAGAAUUCUACUACAGUUUUAGCCAAGAGACUGACACGUUUGCGAUUCAUCCGGCAAGUGGAGUCGUGUCUCUAACAAGACAACUUGACUACAACCAGACCCCCAGAUACGAGCUGACAAUCAUAGCUGAAGACAGAGGGCUCCAUCCGGGCGGGUCAGGGUUCUCCAGUACGUCUAGACUUCAGAUAACUGUAGUACAGGACAACGUACACGCUCCUGACAUCCUGGUGAGAACUUUGCCAAUGGUUGUUGAGCACAAUGCCGAGCCGCUAACGUACGCCAUCAUAACUGUCACGGAUAAGGACAGUGGGAGGAAUGGAAACAUUCAGGGCUUGGAGAUCAUCAAGGGAAAUGAAGAUGGAAAGUUCCAGAUUCAGCCAGGCAGCUCACAGAAUGAGUAUGCUAUCAAAGUGCUGCAGACACUGGACAGGGAGACAACUCCCAAUGGGUACAACUUGACUCUGAGGGCUUCGGAUAAAGGCCAGCCUCCAAAGUUCUCAGAGAAAGUUGUAUUUGUGCAACUCAUGGACACGAAUGACCAUGCACCAGUGUUCAGUCAGACCAGGUAUGAGGUAACAGUGAGUGAGUUUGCACCUGUAAACACACCUGUGGUGAUGGUUCAAGCCACUGACCCAGACACAGGCAGGAACGCCGAAAUCGUAUACGACAUCCAGAGGGGGAACAACAAACUGAGGUUUGGCAUCAACUCAAUAACUGGUCUCAUUUACACAAAGGGAGAGCUGCACAGGGAAGAGAGGGCCAGCUACGAGCUGACCGUUGUGGCCACUGAUCGUGCAAACCCCAGCAACAGGAAGAAAAACAACGCAGUGGUCGUGAUAAAUAUCGAGGAUGCCAACGACCAUGAUCCUGUCUUCAACGACUCAAAACUGUCUGCCAACAUCAAUGAGAAUGAGAAGGCAGGAACUUGGGUCCUGGAGGUGUCAGCGUACGAUCUUGACUCAGGAGAGAAUGGCUAUCUCACCUACAGUUUGGCCAAUGUCAACCCUGUCCCGUUUGAGAUUGACCACUUCAAUGGCUGGAUCACGACGACAAAGGAACUGGAUUACGAGAUGAUGCCACAGAAGUACAUGCUGAGAGUUCGUGCUUCAGACUGGGGCUCGCCCUACAGGAGAGAAACGGAGAUGACCAUUCCUGUGAAACUACAGAACAUGAACGACAACAUCCCUCAGUUUGAAAAGGUAAAGUGUGAGGGGACACUCUCACGCGAUGCCCCCAUCGGCCAGAGAGUGCACACCCUGUCCGCCAUUGACGACGAUCCUGCCGAUUACGUACGCUACGAAAUCUUGUCAGGCAAUGACAAUGGUUUGUUUGAGUUAAACCCAACAUCCGGAGACCUGACUCUCGCUCGUAAGAUCGGUCAGUUUGAACCGUCGUUCAUCAGUCUGAAGGUGACCGCCACUGAUGGAGAUAACCAAGCUUCGCCUGUGUACCUCAACAUGACUGUUACCAACAACAUGCAAGGAAAUGACUACAUAAACCUCCAGUGUCAGAGCACAGGUGUAGCACAGGAGCACAUGCGCAAAGUCCAGCAGAAAAGUCGCAUCAACGCUCUCGAAGAGGACGAGACAAUGCACUUCUCCGACAUCCACACUGUGAACCUGCAUUCACCUGAGAUUGAUUCUGGAAUCCCGAGGGAGAUCGAUAUAGGAGAGGACAGUUCGGUUGGAACUGUGUUGGCUACUGUGAACGCUCGGGACAGUGACACAGGGUAUAAUGGCAUGGUGGUGUAUGUGAUAGCAGAGGGAAAUACAGACAGCUGCUUCACAAUAGGGAUGCAGAGUGGAAAGCUGAGUAUUCUCAGCCCUUUGGACAGGGAGAGAACUGAGAGUUACAUCCUCAACAUCACUGCAACAGACCUUGGCAACCCUCGCAAAGGGGCAUGGAAGCAGAUCACCAUCAAUGUAAUGGAUGCAAACGACAACAAGCCAAGGUUUAGCCAAGACAAGUACGAAAAAACUGUAGACGAGAACAUUGAUAUCGGGUCAACCAUACUGCAGGUGUACGCGUCCGAUCCCGACAGCGGACCGGCCGGCACGGUCAGGUACUCCCUGCUCACCGGAACGGAAAAGUUUUCGAUCAACGAGAAGUCAGGUGUUAUCAAAACAACAGCUGCACUAGACAGAGAGGAGGCAGCCGUGCACUCUCUGAGAAUUCAGGCAAGCGACCAAGACGAGAGUUACCCAUUGUCGUCUGUUGUCACGGUAACCGUGACCCUGCAGGACCUCAAUGAUAACGCACCCAAGUUCAUCCCGGAAAACUACAAGGUCAAAGUCCGAGAGGAUCUACCGAAAGGAGCGGUUAUCCUGAUGCUGGAGGCUCAGGAUCCGGACGAGGGGCGCGGAGGAGAGAUUCGCUAUUCCCUGCAAGACGGGGACGAAGGAAAGUUCGACGUGGAUAGGUUGACGGGCGUCAUUCGGUUGGUCGGGAUGCUGGAUUUCGAGGAUCGACAAGUGUACAACAUCACGGCUCGUGCCAAGGACAAGGGCUCACCACAGCUCACGUCCACGUGUAAGAUUGAAGUGGAGGUGAUCGACAUUAAUGAGAAUCUGUACGCGCCGGAAUUUCCGAGCUUCGUCGACAACGGCACUGUGUAUGAGAAUGAGGAGGUCGGAACAGAAGUCUUACAGGUUGUUGCUACGGACUUGGACAGCGGGAACGACGGGAAGGUGGUGUAUUCCAUUCGGGACGGAAGUGGGCUCGGACGGUUCGUGAUCGACGACGAAGGUAUUAUCCGCACUGCGGAGGUCCUUGACAGAGAAACGGAGUCCCACUAUUGGCUGACAGUUUACGCCCAAGACCGCGCCGCUGUCCCGCUGUACAACAUCAUCGAGGUUUACAUCGAGGUGCUGGACGUGAACGACAACGCACCUCUGACGGAGUUCCCCAUCUACUACCCCUCUGUGGACGAGGGGAGUGGGUCGGGCAAGUCCGUGGCACAAGUCAGCGCGUCUGAUCCCGACGAAGACGGGACUCAGAAACUGACGUUCAAGAUCACAUCAGGCAACCCGCAAGGCUUCUUCCAGAUCAAUCAAAACACAGGUCUGAUCACGACAACAAGCCGGAGAUUAGACAGAGAGCAGCAGGCCGAGCACAUACUGGAGGUUUCAGUGUCGGACAAUGGCAGCCCUCCCCAGGUCUCGACGGCACACGUGGUUGUUUCGGUCGCGGAUGUCAACGACAACAGUCCAGACUUUGGGACCAACACCAUCCGGAUCCGGGUUCCGGAGCGUAACCGCACCAACGAGAAGGGCGACAUCUACCGGGUGGUUGCCAGCGACGAUGAUGUCGGUUCCAACGGCGACCUUGCCUACAGUUUCAAGGGCGGAAACGAUAAGGGGAGGUUUUUCAUUGAUCCAACCAAUGGGAUGAUUUCGACAAGGAAGGCGUUGAUGGAAGGGCAACAGUACACCCUAAAGAUCCAAGCCACGGAUCAUGGGCGUCCCCAGCGGAAGUCAAAGGUCAACGUUGUGAUCGACGUUGUCAAACCGCCGGUAACGUCCAUCGGUCCCAAGCUGAAGAGCCCAGAACCCGAGUUCAACUACAAGAUGAUCCAGGAGGACUGGCCGGUGAAGGACUGGAUCACAGUAGUGGAGGCUGAGGACCCUGACUCUCCAGAACUGUGGUACAACAUCAUUGGUGGAAAUGUUGGAGAAAAGUUCACCAUUGGUAAUGACGGCAUCCUGAAGCUGGCCAAGAAGCUGGACUGGGAAGAGCGCAACAAGUACAACCUCACCGUGGAGGUCACUGAUGGACACAAGUCUGCUACUAAACAGAUUCUUCUCUCUGUGAUAGACCUGAACGACAACCGACCACAGUUUGCACAGAAGAAGUACGAGGUGGAGAUCCCGGAAGAGGCGCCCAUCGACACUCUGGUUACCAGGGUAACCGCAUCCGACGUCGACGAGAACAGCCGCCUCUUCUACUCCAUCGACUCCAGCACCGACCCUGUCAGCAUGCAGAAGUUCCGCAUCAACCCUCGCACAGGUGAAAUCUACACAGCUUCUCCUUUGGACCAUGAGACCAAGGACCAGCACAUUCUAACCAUCAUGGCUAAAGAUCAGGAUGUCUCAGUCAUGCGCAACUUUGUCCGCGUCGUCAUCAACGUUAAGGACUCCAACGACCACCGCCCGAUAUUCAGCGCUCAGGAGUACACCGGCGGUGUGUACGAGACUGCCGCGUACGGCACAUCUGUGGUGCAAGUGGUGGCGACCGACCGAGACAGGGGCGCCAACUCCGAGCUGACGUACACCAUAGAAACAGGUAAUGUUGGUAAUGUGUUUAGCAUCGAUGAGACGUUAGGGAUCAUCACGGUCUCCAAGCAGCUGGACCGCAGCGCCCUGAGUCAGUACCACUUGACGGUGAAGGUCCGAGACAAUGGCAACCCCCCGCUGAGCUCCACCGUACCCAUCCACAUUGGCGUCACCAUCUCCAACAACGCUCCGCCCAAGUUCGACGCCAAGGAGUACGCCAUCGAGGUCAGCGAGAACGCACGGCUCGGAUCCCUCAUCGUCAUGCUCGGUGCGACCAGCCGCUCCUCCGUUACCUACGAGAUCAUCAGCGGCAACACGGACGGCAGCUUCGACGUGAAUCCCAACUCCGGAGUCAUCACCUGCAAGAAGCAACUGGACUACGAGAGACAGACGUCGUACAACCUGACAGUCCAGGCCACCAACAUGGUCAGUCUGAGUUCAACGGCUACAGUCCUGGUUCACAUCGCAGACGAGAACGACAACCCUCCUGUCUUCUCCCAGUCUGAGUACAUCGGCAGCAUCAGCGAGGCAGCCACCAUUGGUAGUGUCGUUCUCGACGUGAACAACAUUCCUCUGGUCAUCGCCGCAACAGAUGCAGACAACGAACUUAACUCCCUUCUUGUGUAUGAAAUCAUUGAGUCUGCGGCUCAGAAAUACUUCGCCAUCGACUCUAACACUGGUGCUCUGCGCACUAUCCGUACACUGGACCAUGAAGACAUUGCUGAGUUCAGGUUCACUGUGCAGGUCUCUGAUACAGGAAACCCACCACUGAAAGCCGAAAAUCCUGCAAAUGUCACCAUCAAGGUCUUGGAUGUGAACGACUCUCCGCCCACGUGUACACAAGAUAUCUAUGAAGCCACCCUCUUGCUCCCAACUUACAAAGACGUGGCCAUCGUACAGGUCGAGGCAGAAGAUGCAGACACUGAAGCAAACACACAGCUCACCUAUGUCCUAACCAUGGGCAAUGAAGACAAGAAAUUCAGCAUCAACAGAGACACCGGUGUGAUAACCAUUGUCAACACCACUGGGCUGUAUGACCGGUACGAGCUGUCAGUACGUGUUGGAGACGGAAAGUUCCACACUUCAUGUAUCAUCAGGAUAGAAGUGAAGAGAACUGUCAUGAGCGGUCUGCGGUUCACAGAAGAGUCAUACUUCUCCGAGGUGACAGAAAACUCCACAGAGGUGAAAACCGUUGCCAUAGUGACUGCCAUCGGAAACCUGCUGAACGAACCACUGGAAUACAAGAUCCUCAACCCCAACAACAUGUUCGAAGUCAGCCCCACGUCUGGGGUGCUGCGGACCCGGGGAAUUCCCUUCGACAGGGAGGAGAAGGAGAAGUACGAAAUUGUCAUCGAAGUGCGGGACAAGAGGUCGACCCCCAGAGUGGCGCAUGUGGUGGUGUAUGUGACCAUAGCAGACAUCAACGACAACGCUCCUGUCUUUGUCAACCUGCCGUACUACUCUGUGGUGCAGGUGGACGCCGAGCCAGGAACACCAGUCAGAACUGUGACUGCAGUGGACAAGGAUGAAGGGAAGAACUCUGAGAUCAGGUACUCCCUGGACUCCGGGGCACACCGACGUUUCCGUAUCAACAGGAAGACGGGACAGAUCAUGGUGAAACAACCGCUGGAGGCAGAGGACACCAACAAGGAGUACCGUCUGCUCAUCAUCGCUGAGGACAAAGGCAACCCACCGCUGAGUGCCAGGAUCGAAGUGCCUGUGACUGUGAUGAACAAAGCCAUGCCUGUGUUUGAGAAGCCGUUCUACGCAGUCAGCAUCCCCGAGAACGUGCAGCUGCACACCCCUGUCAUCAACAUCAAGGCGGCCAGCCCUGAUGGGCUCAAACUCAUCUAUUCUAUAACCGACGGGGAUCCCUUCAAUCAAUUCAACAUCGAUUUCGACACUGGAGUCAUAAAUGUCGUUGGCUCACUGGACUACGAAACCAAGCAAAACUUCCGCCUUACCGUCCGUGCGACUGACUCACGCAGCGGAGUCGAUGCGGAGGUGGUGGUCGACAUUACUGUCCAGGAUAUCAACGAUGUCGCUCCCGUCUUCGAAAAGCCGUCCUACGAAGCCACCCUGUCUGAAGCUGCCGCAAUCGGCACGACAGUGAUCAAAGUCAGUGCCACCGACCUGGACUCUGGUGUGAACCAGCUCAUGUAUUACCAGAUCCUGCAGGAUGAAACCAACUCUACAGACUACUUCCACAUCGACACCUCCAGCGGGCUGAUCCUGACGGCACGUAACCUUGACCACGAGAAGGUUGCUAAGCACGAUUUCACCGUACAGGUCUCAGAUGGCGGCAUGCCUUCACUCAGCAGUGAAGUCCAUGUAACCGUCACUGUGCUGGACCUGAACGAUAACGCUCCACAGUUUGACCAGCCGUCCUACGACUGCAUGAUCAGCGAGCUGGCCCCCAGAGGGCACUUUGUCACCAAAGUCUCGGCGUCGGACGCAGACAGCACCGACAACAACCGCCUGGUGUACGCCAUCGUGUCCGGGAACGAGCAGAUGAACUUUGUCAUCGACCAGAAGACGGGCAUCAUCGCCAUGUCCAACCUGAGGAAGCGAGAGCUGGACCCGACGUACACCCUCAACGUCUCUGUGUCGGACGGAGUCUUCACCAGUUCGGCCCGCGUGGCUGUGAUGGUUCAGAGUGCCAACACCCACUCCCCCGUCUUCAGCCAGCUGAAUUAUGCUGUCUCCUUCGAUGAAAACAAUCCGAGAGGCACGUUUGUAGUCACGGUAACAGCAACAGAUGAGGAUGCAGGUCCAUAUGGAGACAUCUCCUACUCCAUUGCCAGCGAGAAGAUCAGCCAGCUCUUUGAGAUCGAUGCUGAUACAGGUAAAAUGUACAGCAGGAUGGAGUUAGAUCGUGAGGAUGAGAAUCAGCGCAUGAUCAUCGUCCCUGUGGUGGCCAGUGACCAGGGUGGGCGUGUGUCAUUCUGUAACGUCACAGUCACCCUAACGGACAAGAACGACAACACGCCGCAGUUUGAGCUGGCUUCUUACCAAGCCAACAUCCCCACAGAUGCAGAUGAAGGUGCUGAAGUCAUCCAGGUCCAUGCCAUUGAUCAAGAUAUUGGCACAAACUCUGACAUUGCAUACUCCCUCUACGAUGAUUCUGACACCACUGAGGUUGUGAAGUUGUUCAGAGUCCACUCCGAGACAGGCAUAAUCACUACAAGGCGGAAGCUAACUGGAAAAGAAGGAAAAGCCUUCCAGUUCUUUGUACAAGCCACCGACGGAGGCAACCCAACAAUGACAUCCAGCGCUCCUGUGGAAAUCCUCAUCCUCGGCCCAGACGACAUCCCUCCCUACUUCGACCCAACAGUUCAGCAUCUCUACUUUGUCAGUGAAGAGAUGCCAGUUGACAGUGAGGUGGCCACCGUUGUCGCAGACACCAACGAUACCGUGAAGUACAGCAUUGUAGAAGCCGAUGGACCCAAUAGUAACAAGGAUAACACUUUCAGAAUCGAUUCAGAGAACGGUGUCAUCUAUGUGAACAAGGAGCUGGACACGGAGACCACUGCAUGGUACUCGUUAAAGGUUCAGGCAGAGACCCUAAGCUCACCUCCACUGUUAGCUUUUGCUGAUGUCAGCAUUCAGGUCAAAGAUGCGAACGAUAAUAAACCCAAGUUCGAUUCCAAGCCCUACAAGAUCACUCUCCCAGAGAAUGCUUCUGUUGGUACGAGCGUCAUUCAAGUUCACGCCUUUGAUCCAGACCAGGGAGCUAAUGGAGAGAUUGUCUACGGUUUUGCAUCAGACUCCAAUGCAGACGAGAUGUCAGACUUCUUCACCAUCGACAGUGAGUCUGGAUGGGUCACCACGUUGGUUCCCCUCGACCGCGAGUUGAUGUCGUCCUACGCUUUCGGCGUCACAGCAACAGACAAGGGCGAGCCCAAGCAGCUGAAGGACACCACCCUGGUACACGUCACAGUCGCAGAUGUCAACGACUCACCCCCGACGUUCCGAUCAUCCACCUACCACGGCCAGGUGCGUGAGGAUGCCCUCCCAGGCACCAUUGUCAUCACGGUCAGCACUCGAGAUGCCGACAUCGGCGACAACACCAUUCCCACCUACUACAUCACAGGCGGGGAUCCCCAAGGACAGUUCAACAUCGAGCGCAAGACUGGGAAGGUCUAUGUGAACGGGCCGCUGGAUCGGGAGACCAAACAGCUGUACGUGUUGAACAUCACAGCCACCGACGGAGCCUUCACAGCGAUGGCAACAGUCAACAUCGAUGUUCAGGAUGUCAACGACAACAGCCCCAUCUGUGAACAGUCAAGGUACACAGCCAGUAUCUCAGAAGACAUCACACCGCAGACGUUUGUGAUGGAAGUGCUGGCACGUGAUCCAGACCAGGGGAUCCACUCACAGAUCACAUACUCUCUGAAUGGUACCGGUGCAGACAAAUUCCUCUUGGACAAGGAUACAGGUGUCCUGAUGACGGGAGCGCCGCUGGACCGUGAGGAGACACCCGUCUACACGCUGGGCGUCCUUGCCAAGGACGGUGGCGGGAAGUCCUGCUUCACGGAACUCACCAUCAACCUGAUCGACGUGAACGACAACCCGCCCAAGUUCGAAAAGCAGCAGUACCUGGUCCCCGUGUACGAGAACACGGCUGUGGGCACGUUGUUGACAAGGGUACAAGCCACCGACCCUGACAUGGGUUUGAACCGAAAGGUGAUGUACUCCUUCGUGGACUCGGCCAGUGGUCAGUUCCAAGUGGACGAAAACUCAGGCAUUGUGAGUCUGGCCCGGACGCUGGACCGCGAGGCACAAGCGUCCUUUAACCUGACCAUCCGUGCGACAGACGAGGGAGCGCCGCGUCGCUCCUCCACUUCCUUCCUCAUCAUCUCCGUCCUGGACAUCAAUGACAACCCGCCAGAGUUUGAGUUUGCGGAAUACGCCAAGAACGUGUCGGAGAGCACUCCGUCAGGGACCCAGAUCUUAAGCGUGUAUGCGGUGUCGAAAGACGUAGGGCCCAACGCGGAGAUCACGUAUGAGAUCAUUAGCGGUAACGAGCACGGCAAAUUUGAAAUCGACAAGAAAACAGGAAAGAUCUCGAUCGUGAAGACUCUGGAUUACGAGGCGUCGCAAGGCUACUACCUGACGGUGAAGGCGAGCGACGGCGGCAUGCCCACACUCAGCGACAUUACAACCGUUAGCAUCAACGUCACUGAUGUCAACGACAAUGCUCCUGAGUUCAGCAUGAAAAUGUACAGCGCUUCUAUCAGUGAAGAUGCCCACACGGGAGACAGUGUUAUCCAGGUGAUGGCUACAGACAGAGACAGUGCACCGAAUGCCCAAGUGACCUACACCAUUGUCCGCGGUGAUCCCAAGGGCCAGUUUGACAUCGCACCCAAGCUUGGCAUUAUUACUGUCAGAGGAGCUCUGGACAGGGAGGAGGUUCAGGCUUACUCGCUCACAGUACGUGCAAAGGACAGCGGCACCCCUGUAAACGCCACUGAAGUGGUGGUAAAUGUUGACAUCUUGGACAUCAAUGACAGCCCACCACAGUUUGCACAGGGCAACUACAGUGUAUUUGUGCAGGAGAGCAAGCCUAUCGGUACAAGCAUCCUCAUGUUCACUGUCAAAGACUUUGAUGCCCCCCAGAACGGACCCCCGUACACCUUCAGCAUCAUCAGUGGUAACCAAGGCAACGAGUUCCACAUCGACCGCAGUGGCAUCCUUCGCACAUCGGUUGUCUUUCAGUCGGACAUGCGGCGUACAUACAACCUGCAGGUCAGGGUGGCGGACGCAGGAACGCCAUCUCUGUACGGUUACACCAACGUGGUGGUGGAGGUGAUCGAGGAGAGUAUGUACCCGCCAGUCGUGACUGGCCACCAGAUCUCCAUCAGCUCCUUCCAGGAUAACUUCCCCGGAGGCGUCAUCGGCAAGCUCCACGCCACCGACAACGACAUGUACGACAAACUCACCUACAGCCUGGUCUCCAACAACAAGCGGCUGUUCGGCGUGAACCCCAACGACGGAAAAAUCAUCGCCCAGCCCGGGUUGGAUGUCGGCGAAUACACUCUCAACAUCAGCGUCAGCGACGGCAAGUUCAUCACGGCUGGAGAGGUCAGCGUGACAGUGAAACUUGUGACCGACGAAAUGCUUCGGAACAGCGUGACGAUAAGGUUCGCCAACAUCCAACCCGAGGAGUUCCUGUCCUCGUACCAGAAGGAGUUCUUCCGCACGCUGCGCAGGCUGCUCAAGGUGAAGAACAAGAACAUCAUAGUUGUCAGCAUGCAGCCUCUCGACGGCAACCUAGAUGUUCUCUUCUGUAUCGAAACCACAACUAAAGGCUCGCAGAAGGAAGACUACUACAAAGCCACAGCCUUGAGGCGCGAACUCAACCAGACGGUGAUGGACAUUCAGCAGAACGUCGGCCUUAUGGUACUCCAGAUCAUCAGCGACUCCUGCUCGCAUAACAAGUGCCCUGAGGGAGCUUGUCGAGACAUCCUGAAUUUGGACAUCCACGCCAUCGCCGCCAUUAGUACAGCGAAGAUCAGCUUCGUGUCGCCGCGCCACAUGAGGGACUACGAGUGCAAGUGUCCUGGCGGGUUGAUCGGGAAGGACUGUAACCCAUGUAACAGCAACCCCUGCCCGAGGUAUAAGAUGUGCCUGCAAGAUCCCAAGUCCAUCGAGGGUUACGAGUGCGUCUGCCCUGACGGCACCUCGCCACCAAACUGCAACCAGCUGCCGUUUGAUGACAAGGGCCCGAUGACAUUCGGCGGGAACAGCUACAUCAGGUACACCCUGGCCAACAGUGUGGACCAGAUGUCCACCCACUUGUCCCUGGCUAUUCUUCCCAGAAGUCCCAAUGGAAAGAUCAUGUAUGCUCGGGGAGAGUAUGACUACAGUAUUCUUGAGUUGAUCAAUGGGUAUCUGCAGUACAGGUUCAACUGUGGCAGUGGUGAAGGCAAGGUCACCAUGGAAUUUGGCAGCGGGUCGGAGGUCACUGAUGGCAAGUGGCACUAUGUCGAGGUUUCUCGCAACGGCGCUUACGCCGAACUGAAACUUGAUCACAAGUACAUAGCAAGAGGCAGUGCUGCUGGCGAGAACAAAAUUCUUAACCUGGAUGACAACGAUAUCUACUUUGGUGCAGAGGUGUCCAACGGUCGUCGGAAGAAGCGUGCAGCAGUUGUGAGCAACGGAUACCUUGGCUGUAUGGACGACAUGAUGUUGAAUGGGGAAAGGUUGCCACGUGCAGGGGCAAACAGAGUCGCAACUCUGAGGGACAUGACUGACGUUGAUUUUAAUUGUAAUGACGGGAUGGAGACUCUUGGCGUGUGCGGUAGCAACCCGUGCAUGAAUGGUGGGAGUUGUGCAGUGGUUAGUCCGUCCAAUAGGUACAUCUGCAACUGUCUUCCACGAUUCAGUGGCGACAACUGCCAGAUCGACACUCAACCAUGCAACUCCAACCCAUGUAAGAACGGGGCCCGCUGUAAGAACUUGUUGAACGACUUCGAGUGUGCGUGCCCACGAGAAUGGUACGGCAAGCGUUGCGAACACUCUACCUCAUGUAACUGCUUCAACGGGGCGACCUGCUCGGACACACCAAGCGGCAAGACCUGCAACUGCCCGGAAAACUUCACGGGCGAGAAAUGCCAGGAGGACGUCAACGAGUGUUCGCGGAACCCGUGCCAAAAUGGUGCCACUUGCCACAACACCGAGGGGUCCUAUUUCUGCAACUGCACUGCUAACACCAACGGCCUUCACUGUGAGAACAUCAUUGAGAUGAUCAUGCCCAAGAUUGAGUCCAACAGCAUCAACAUCGGCCUGGAGGAGAUAAUCGGCAUCAUCUGCUGCAUCAUCUUCCUCCUUCUGCUCGUCAUCAUCUUCGUCAUGGUGCGCAGGUGCAGGCAGAGGAGGAAGCGCAACCCUCACAUGAGCGACAUCGUCGCCACCGGCGGCGACCCAAACGGGAUAAUGAUGACCGAAAAAAGAGAUGACUUCCACCGCGACGCCAAGAUGGUACACAUCGACACCAACCUGGACGACUACAGGCCGCCGCUGCCGGCCAGACCCAUCUCCUACACACCUAGCCUUUGUGGGAACUCACUGAACAAUCUGAGUGACGGGGCGAUGGGCGCUGAGGUGGAGCCCGUCUUCUCCUCGAGCACAGACAUGCUCGCCGUCAGAAAUAAGAACCCUGCCAUCGUGUGCAGCGUCGCGCCAACGUUACCGCCACCACCGCCUUCCAACUCAGCAUCAGACAGUGACUCCAUUCAAAAGCCAGCUUGGGAGUUUGAGUGUCCCAACGUUGUUGAAGGAUAUGUAGAAAGUAAAGUGAAUGAUGCGGAUGCAGUGAUGAACAACAUAGCAAAUGAUGAGAUGCAGGUCUACAGGAAUGAAGGAGGCAGUAUGACUGACAUGGUCUCCCUAAGUUCACUGCCCUCUGAAUCAUGUGAUGAGGAUAAUAUGCCAGGGUACCACUGGGACUGUUCUGAUUGGAUGCCCAGCAGUAACCUGCCCAAUAUCACAGAAGUGCCAAUGUGUGAGAUGCCAGACUCCUCCUCCUCCUCCAACAACCACAGCCUUCCCCACCAGCCACACCCCCACAACCUCCAGUACGACCCCAACGUCUACAGCGACGGUUACCAAGGCGACCCCAGCGACUACACCGACCACGAGUACGUCACCCAGUAUCCGGACGAUGAGUAUGGCGCCGGGGAGAGCGACUUCCCUCCGCCGCCGCCAGAUGAAAGCUAUCUACAGUACCCCGACGACUAUCAGGACGGGUUUGCGCCGAUCCAGCCUCCCUCCAACAUGCCCGUCCCCGAAGGCGACCACAUGUACCGACCGCAGCACUACCACCCCAACCAGUACCUCCCCGCACACCACCUCUCCGACGACCAGCUGCCCAUGACGGAGCAGGAAGAGCACGAUUACGUCUACCCGCCCAGCUACCAGGAAUCCAUGAGCCAGCUGCCGCCCGGGUACGAGGAUUACGGCAACGGGAGCGAGUAUAACGCGGACUAUGAACAAUCCAACAUCGACGACGUUUCAGUCUCCAUGUACACCACGUCCAACGCGUCCGUGUCGGACCUAUCCGGGGCUGACAUGGACGAGAGCGAGGUGGCGUUGAGCGACUACGAGAGCGGCGGGGAGGGAGACAACGAGGGAAGCCAGGGUAACCCACGAAGCAUGCCCCAAAACGACUUGCACACGGAAGUCUGACACUCACAGAAAGUUGCUUAGCUACACCAGACUGGUGUAUCAUGGUGUAAAUGUAGCUUUGGACAAGUGCCUGUACUGUAUAUUUGUAGUUUGUGAUUAAAUAAUGUAUGUACAGUUUUUGGACUUCAAAAGUCACCUAUAAUGUGUAAAGAUGCUGAAGAGAUGGUAGUGAUGUUUCUUCAGCAGUCCGUAUUUUCUUAUGGCAAUCAUAUCAUAUAAAGACUUUUAGGAAAAUCCAGCAUUUGAAAAAAUAUGUGUACGUACCAAUGUUUUACUAGAAAGUUGUACCAAAGAUUUCCUUGUAGUGGAAUGGUAGUUUGAUUGAUUGUGAGUCAGAAAAUAAGAAGUUUUAAGAUGUCUCUUACAAGGAAGCCUUCAUUAACCGAGGUACACAAAACUAUUUAAAUAAAUAAUGCGGCUUUACUGUUGGUAUUGUAGAUUGUAAGUAGACGCAAUUUGUUCCCAGUCUGCCAACAGACUAGACAGUGAACAGUGUAACAAGUAUUGUUUCUUAUCUGUGUUCGUAAGUUGGACAAGUUGUUCUCUCCAGUUGGUCGGGUGCUUUUACUAGAUAGUCGACACCCCCAGCUCUUUAUAUGGUGCUGCAUUUCAGUAUUGUAAUGUUGAUUGUGAGCUCUCGAACCACCAGCUUCCCCAAGGUCUGGACUGUACGAAAUCAUUCUAUUUUCAGCAAUAAAUAUUUUAUACCAUUGAUGGGAAACGAGACAUCCUACGUAGCCCAGCUUUGUAAAGUGACGUACAUGUAGUUAAUUUGAAGUAGUUUUUAGACUGUGUGCAGCUUUUAUAUGAUUUUUAUGUUGUUGUCCCUUUUGUGUUUGCAUCGUUUAAAGUCAACACAGUGGAGGUGCUUUGAGGCCUCUGGAGGGAUGUGCAAGUUGUUGGCAAUGAUUUGGAUUUUGAGUUGCAAGAUUGAAUGUUGGCAGAAUUUUUUCUCCUUCCAAGUGAAGAUGAGUGUUAUCAAAUGGUUAUGAUGUGUAUAUUUUUCCACAUUUUGGAAUGGUAAAAAAAACUACAUCCAUCCAUAGAACAUAGUACUACUUGUAUCAUAAACUCUGGCUUCUUUACAGUCUGCUCUCUUUUAUCAUAUUGCCAAAUGUAACUAGUAUUGCUUGCAGAGAAACCUUCAAAUUAGAAUCCGCUGUCCAUUUUCGUAGUAAUUUACAAAUGAAGUCACAAAUUUUGAUGUAUAUUUUGUCCUGAAAACCACAAGUGUAGUUCUCACUGUAAAAUACUGGUCCUGGCUGAGUUUUCCUGGAGGUCAUUUCGAUGUAAGUGACUUGUAAGAAGGGCAGAACACACUAUUUGUAAAUUCAAAAUAAAACAUCUUCAGAUCAGAGUAUUACGACUUUUGUAUUUUCUACAUUAAAACUGUUGAAAAGA